AUGGCAGUCUUAUCCUCGCCGCUUGUCUUGAUUCAGUCCAUUCCGCCUGUUACGCGUGCUUUUACCGCUGCCACCGUCCUGUCUUCUGCCCUUUAUGCCUGGCUAUGGUGGAAAGGAUUGGCCUCUGAUGCAUCCCAUUACCUAACUCUCGUACCCGGUUCCAGUCUUUUCACUCCAUGGACGUUCUUCACAUCCGCAUUUGUGGAAACAAGUAUAUUUGAGUUUAUUGCAACUCUCGUCUUCGUCCCUGCAGCGUUGAAAUAUCUCGAACGGCUGUGGGGAAGUGUGGAAAUUGCCAAAUUUAUUGUGGUCUCCAUCGUCGCUUCCAAUAUUAUUGCGUUUGGAUUCAAUUGGAUUGAGUUUAUCGCGACUGGGAACGCAGACCUCUUCUUAUAUGGCAUGCGUUAUCAUGGGCAGAUGGCUUUGCAAAUUGCUCUGUUGGUAGCUUUCACGCAAUUAAUUCCGGAGCACCAAGUUCAGGUCAUGGGCGUAAUCAAGACUCGAGUCAAGAGCCUCCCCAUGGCAUAUCUCACGUUAUCGACCGUGCUGUGCUUUGUAGGUUUCCAAUGCCCGUGGAUUAUAAUCCAAUUUGGAUGGUUCGUUGGAUGGAUCUAUCUCCGAUUUUACAAGAAAAACGCAGGGGACUCUCUUGGUGGAAGCACCUACGGUGAUCGUAGCGAAACGUUCUCCCUAAUCUCGUGGUUCCCUCCCUUCAUGCACUAUCCCUUGACACUUCUUGGGAAUUUUGUAUAUUCGCUAGCUACUCGCUUCCACCUUAUUCCUGUAGCUGGAGCUGAUGUUGAGGGUGGUAACUACAGCCAAGUUCCUGGCACUGCGAGGGCGGAGGCGGAGAGGCGACGAGCCAUGGCGUUGAAGGCGUUGGAUCAAAGGCUGGCGAAUAACUCUUCACCU
This is a messenger RNA of Laccaria bicolor S238N-H82, 912 nucleotides long. RefSeq lists its product as uncharacterized. The transcript is spliced from 6 exons. The annotation marks the transcript as partial. The record is from RefSeq and is a predicted model, not a curated record. Gene Ontology annotation, biological process: retrograde vesicle-mediated transport, Golgi to endoplasmic reticulum. Gene Ontology annotation, cellular component: membrane; Golgi apparatus. Lineage: Eukaryota; Fungi; Basidiomycota; Agaricomycetes; Agaricales; Hydnangiaceae.